This is a messenger RNA of Exophiala aquamarina CBS 119918, 1695 nucleotides long. RefSeq lists its product as uncharacterized. The transcript has a single exon. The record is from RefSeq and is a predicted model, not a curated record. Lineage: Eukaryota; Fungi; Ascomycota; Eurotiomycetes; Chaetothyriales; Herpotrichiellaceae. Bases 1 to 1695 code for a protein of 564 amino acids.
AUGUCGACACAAACAGUACACGUCAGCUCGGGGAGCUCGACCAAUUCUGUCAGUUCCAUGCCAUCAUCUCUUCCUUUCGAUGGUAGUGCAUUCCCUAAGCUCAACAAAGAGCAAGCAGGCCAUAUCCGGCACUACCACAAUCUGGCCAGCAUGCCGGACAACUGCUGGGACCACAUGUGGUCAGAAGACUACCUUCAAGAAUCCAUGGAUGCGUACCGAUACCAGCUUGCUACCCUCGUCUAUGGAGCUGGCAUCGCCCAUUUCCACCGCCUACCGGCACUGCGCUCGGUCUUCAAGCCCCUCUUGCGUCGUUUCAUUCAGAAAAUGCUCUUGCGUGAUGUGUGGGCGUACUGGUGGAACACCUCUCAAGGUGGUAAAGCUUUGAACCCUGAUCAAGUUAAGCCUCGUGCACAGUGGGCCGAUCCUGUGAUGCGCGAGAACAUCAUGUAUAGCGGACACCUUCUGCUCAUGGUCAGCUUAUACGCUAUGCUGUUCGAUGACGACGAGUACGAGAGACCCGGCUCUAUGACUUUUGACUGGGAUCCGCAGUUUUGGGGGACACCAGAAAAGUACGAAUACUCUACUAAGUCACUACAAGACGUCAUUAUUGCGGAAAUGGAAAAGAACCAAUGGCUCGGAGUCUGCUGCGAGCCAAACGUGGUCUUUGUCAUCUGCAAUCAGUUCCCUUUGGUUGCAAUCCGAUACAAUGACGUGCGCAACGGAACACAUAUCUUUGACGACAUUAAGCCUAAGUUUCUCGCCGCCUGGGAGAAGAAAAAGGGGAUGUUAGGACCAAACGGGCAGAUCAUACAUAUGUGGAUGGUGCAGCAGGAUGAUGUCGUGACUGCAUCUAGCGUUAUUGGGUCGGCGUGGUGCGGAGCAUACAUGAACGCCUGGCACUCGGACUUCGUCUAUAGCAUUUUCGAAAAGCAAAGAAUAGGACACCUCACCAACAUCAAUGGCCAGGUGCGCCUGCAAAGUUUCUGGGUGGCCAAGGAGAUUCUGAAGCUUUCUGCGCAGGACCCGGUCAAACACCACCCAGAUAACGCUGCCACGGUCGCCGAAGCCACCCGAAUUGUGAAGGAGAAGAACCCUGAGGUGGAUCACAACGUCGCCAAAGCUCCGGGUGUUGGUAUGGUCUUGCAGUGGCUCAGCGAGCUGGGAAAAGAAGAAUAUCUCUCGCCGUUGCUCGAGUACAUCGACCAGGAAAUGCACCCGAAAUGGGAAAAUGGUGGCUUGUUUUAUGAGAGGCGCAACGACUUUCAGCCCGCCACAGCUAUAUGUAUGGACCCAUACUCUAGCAAUGCUGGGAUCGCCUACGGCCGUCUCAACGUCCAUAAUGGCCAGAAGGACAUGUUUGAGCGCCCUUGGACCAAGGAGACCCUUGCCCGAAGACCCUACGUCGAUAAUGUCGACCUCUCCCUGGGUGUGGAUUUCUUGAGAGGCCAAUGGUCAGCGGAGAAUUCUGCAUUGAUUGUUACUCUGAAGUCAUGGGAUGGCCAGGAUCAUGAGAUCACACCUACAUUCAACAACCUGUCUCAAGGUCCAUGGGGACUCUACAUUAAUGAUCAACUUCAGAGGGUUGAAGACGUAGUAGAGGGAUCCGGCAGUGUGUCUGUUGUUGUUCGAGUUCCCGCGACGGAGGAGGUCGAUCUCGUCCUCCUUCGUGGCCAAGCACGACCUUCAAAGAUGUAA